Molecule: messenger RNA, 636 nt
Organism: Salpingoeca rosetta
Lineage: Eukaryota; Choanoflagellata; Craspedida; Salpingoecidae
Exons: 1
Coding region: 1-636 (211 amino acids)
Source: RefSeq, a predicted model, not a curated record
AUGUCUGACCCGUCGGACCACGUCGUUUCCACGCCAGGAUUCAAGAUGGACCUGCCCAAGUUCUCUGGCUCGCCCGGCACCUUUCAUGCGUGGAGCAUUCGCAUGAAGAUGGCGCUCAAGCUGCGCGGCGACGACGUCUGGGCAGCUGUGGAGGCAGGAGCAUCGUCAUCAGGAGGUCCAAGCUCAGCGACACGCUCAAGUGCAAGGAGACCGACAGCAGGAGAUCACGCCAACCUCACCGCUGCAAACCUCAUCGCGUCCACGCUCUCAGGCUACCCCCUUCUCCUCUUCACCAACGGAGAAGCAGACGUCAACGCCGGCCAAGGAUGGGCCCGGCUCAAGGACCACUACGCUUCGCAGGACCGCCUCCGCAUCGCAGAGCUCAAGGAGGCGCAGCUUCACGUUCCCUGCGGCAACCUCGCCCGCUUCUUCGAGCGACACAUGGAGCUGCAGCAGCAGUUGCAGGACGCAGGCGUGCGCCAGGACAACGAGGACCUCUUCACCAUCGUCUGGAAGCAGCUGCCACGCUGGACAGCCCCGCUCACGCUUCCCUACUUUGCCAGUGGCCGCUUUCCCUCCCUCCUCGAGCUCAGCAUCAGGCUGCAGCAGCUGGAGCAGCAGAUGUGUGUGUUGUAA